This is a messenger RNA of Thermothelomyces thermophilus ATCC 42464, 2819 nucleotides long. RefSeq lists its product as uncharacterized. The record is from RefSeq and is a predicted model, not a curated record. Lineage: Eukaryota; Fungi; Ascomycota; Sordariomycetes; Sordariales; Chaetomiaceae. The transcript has 3 exons. The coding region runs from base 68 to 559 and encodes 163 amino acids. Gene Ontology annotation, cellular component: nucleolus.
CUUCCCCAGACCUUUCGCCAACGACAAGCGAUCGGCCAACGAACAAGCUGGCUGCCCCGCUCGGAUCAUGCCUUCCGACGAGUACACCACGGUAGGCCGCGGGCCGCUCAAGCUCAAAGGCGGCGCGGGCGUGACGAAGAAGAAGAAGAAGAAGGACAAGGGCAAGACGACCGACCUGGAGAAGAACCUCUCCACGGGCGGCGGGGACGGCAGCAGGGACAGCAGCGAGAGGGCCCUAGUGCCGACAGAAAAGGAAGGGACACCGGGGACGGGGGCGGACAAGGGAGGAGGAGGAGGAGAAGGGACGCCGCCGGAGGCUCGGGGCGGCGAGCUGCAGAAAGAGGAUGGGCCGCCGGCGUCGGCGGUGGAGGACGAUUACAAGACGGAGGCGGAGCGGAGGUUCGCCGAGGUUAAGCGGAAGAGGUUAAAAGAGCUCGCGGAGUCGAAGCGCAUCCGACCCGAGCUGCUCAAGACGCACAAGCAGCGCGUCGAGGAGCUGAACGCGCACCUUGCGCGACUGAGCGAGCACCACGACAUGCCCAAGAUUGGGCCAGGCUAAGAUACUACGACUCAUGGUGCAGUACUGUUGCUAAUUGAAGGUGCUUUGGCGAUGUUAUUCGGGAUUGGGAGGAAAGGAGAAGCCAACCUUCCGGGAAAAAAAACUCGGUGGAGGGAAGCCAAUGGAAAGGGAGUGAUGUUUGCAUCAUUCCAUCCAACAACAACCCGGCGAGUUGCUGGAUGCAGGUAACGGCUAACCCAGCCAACCAAGAGAGUGUGUUUUAUUGUGUAUAUAUGUUACUCUGACCGAUACCCAAUUUAAACUGAUGCAACCAAGAACGCUGCAGUCAAAGCAUUCGUUGAAUUCAGUCGAUUAAUUAACCGCCGAUUGAACCGACCAAAUGUGUGUGGCCUUGCCCUUUUAUCUAUUACCUAUGUAUCCUCGCGUGUGCGUUGCCGGCCAGUGACCAUCCGACAUUCUAUCCUAAUUUUGCUUUUAUCCCCCCCCGAAUGAUGAAAGGAACGUGAUACCAGUCGUGGCCAACUUCCCAAGCCCGAUGCCGCUAUUACAUGUUGUACAUUGUGCCGUACUCCGCAGCGUGAUGCAUGCAUUAAAAAGAGAGUGACGCCAAAUCUCGAAUGACUCCGUAAUGAAUGCCUAACGAUGCGAUGUGAUUAAAGACGGGGGAAAAAAGCAAACAACCAUCCCGAACCUCUCGCGCAAUGCAGAUUGUCCCCCUCCAAAGGAACAGACAGCAAUACGGAACAAAACGCAUGAGGUGAUGAGGCUCGAUCUCUCCAUGUCCGAACGAGACCUCUCGGGCCCACCUCUUCCCGUCUCGUCAUGCUAGAGCUGGUGGUUGGUUGGUUUACAUCGCCACCAACAGCAUGGCGACGCCCGCCAUGCCUGCCGCCAGAAUCGAGCCGACGCCGAGACAGCGCACGGCCGAGUUCUGAAGGGACGGUGUCACGCCAGUCGAGGAAGGCGCUGGCGUCUCGGAGCCCUCGGCGGGCACAAAAUUGGUCCGAGUAACGACGACGACCACGCCGUCGGGUGACGUCGAGGUAAACGUCUCGGUGGUCGCCCUGGAGCUCGGCGGCGGCCGGGUUGUCGUCGAAGGCGGUUUGGUAGUAGUCGUCAGGGUUGUCUCUCCGGGAAUCGAGGAGGACGGGAGCGUUUGAGGUGAAGACGUGGACGACGAUGUCCCGGGCCCAGUAGAAGUCGAAGAAGAAGUGGGUUCACUUAGACUGGAAGACGUACCAGACGGUGAAGAGGAAGAGGGAGAGGAAGUGGAAGGGGUGGAUGUUGGGGUGGAGUCCUCGGUGCUGCUGGUAGCAGGAGGCGGCGCUUCGCUACUGCUGGUUGGUGGCGGAGGGGUCGUUGAGCUGCUGCUGGGAGGAACAGGAGACUCCGUUUGGGAAGUUGUCGUGGUCGUGGUCUUGGUUUCGGUCGGGGGUUCAGAAGAAGUUUCUGUUUCUUCAGGGGGUUCAGACGUCUCACUCUCCGGUGGAGUGUCCGAGGUUGACGACUCUGGCGGGGUUGUGUUGGAGCUCGUGUCGGUCGCAUUGCUGUCGUCGCGCUUUCUCACUUCGAGGAUGGUAGUGGUAGUAGUAGUCAGCACCGGAUCGGCUGGGUGAGCCGCCGCCGCAGCCCUGUGUUCCGAUUCGAGCGCGCCAUCGCGGAGUUUAUCAGGCAGGAAUCGGUCAAGAAGACCAUGAAGCGAUUCUGGCGAUGCCUCCUUUAGCUUGGCCGGAAAGGAAGCCGACUUCGACGUCUGCUGGUCCGUCGCCCUCUUGUGGCAUGGCGUCCAUGAGCUCGCCGAGGCGACCCCAUUGAGCACCAGGAGGGAGACGAGCAAGACGGCGACGGUUCUCCGAGCGUAUGUCAUCUUGCUGACCGGAGUUGGGCUUGGUCGAUUAUCGACUGUGGUGUUCCCUUCAACGGUCUUCUCCCGGGCGUCAACGGGAAGAAGGGUCUCGGGGGAAGGCGACUGUCGGCCUUUGAGGAAGUCCAUGACGGAAGAGCCGGGCCAAAACGGGAAAAGGUGGAUGAUGUAUUAAUCUCCCGGUCGCCUGAAAGACGUUGCCGCCUUGAUAUGCGGAAGCAAAAAGUCGCCGCCGAUUUCACCCUCUUUGAGUGGUCACGCUGUGUUAUGGUCAGUGGAUUAGAGUUACAGCGGCUGGACAGUCGUGGAUUAAGAAAAGCUCAGAAACAGGCUAAGGAGCCGGAUCCCGGGUGUCCACACAGGGUCCAACGAGUGAUGCAAUGAGGUUGGAUCUCGCGCUUGGCCACGUUCCGGAAGAAGCGAAGCACAGAGUGG